Exserohilum turcica Et28A is the source of this 1155-nucleotide messenger RNA. RefSeq lists its product as uncharacterized. The record is from RefSeq and is a predicted model, not a curated record. Bases 24 to 1040 code for a protein of 338 amino acids. Gene Ontology annotation, molecular function: structural constituent of ribosome. Lineage: Eukaryota; Fungi; Ascomycota; Dothideomycetes; Pleosporales; Pleosporaceae. The transcript is spliced from 2 exons. Gene Ontology annotation, biological process: translation. Gene Ontology annotation, cellular component: ribosome.
CCAGUGAGUGUUCCCCGCCAGCCAUGCCGCCGCGAAUACCAGCUUUGUCGUGCCUGCGGGCAUCGGCAUCACCCUCCGUUUCCGCGCAAUUCAGCCUCCCCAUUCGGACGUUUGUCUCGACAUCGCGGGCCCAAGCCGAAUCAGCUGAGCGCCAGAAGAAGCGCCUCGCCAGCGACCCCUACAUUGUCGCACAGCGCAACCGCAAGAAGGCCGCCAACCUGUCGCGACGAGCCGAACUCGAACAAGGCCGAGUAGCCAGUCUCGGAAACCCCGUUCGCGGCGUAUCGACUCCGUUCGUCGAGUCUUUCGAGACGGCCAAGCCCAUUACCUACGAGGAGGGCAGGAAGAUUCCGCAGGACAAGACGCACCUCAACUAUGCAUUCGACCCGGCUGCCGUGGAGCACCAAUUGCAGCGGAGCGAGAAGCUGGCGGUGCCUCUGAGUGAAAUCAAAAAGCAAGCCGGACCCGGACCCGGACCCUACCAAUGGAGCGACGCCAUACGGUACGGCCAGACGCAGGACGCGGAGAAGUCUGCCGAGGAGAUUGAGGCGCAGACCAAAAAAGACCAUGCGCGUGCCGUCGAAGCCAUCAAGCGCAUUACUGCUCUGGAGAACGGGUCCAGCAAAGACCGCAUGCGCGUCAACAUUGCACGCUGCGUCGAGACAUUUGGGCGCCACAACACGGACAAGAUCUUCCCGCCAAAGGCCCCCUCGCUCAGCCGGUCCGGCGUCGACGAAACCCACACCGUCCGCCCUGAGACAAACAUUGCUGCGACGGCCAAGCGCGUGGGACCAGACACGGGAUCGUCCGAAGUGCAGAUUGCCAUUCUCACGGCCAAAAUCAAGACGCUAGCAGACUUUUUGCAGACCCGUGGAAAGGGCGACAAGCACAACAAGCGCAAUCUGCGGCUGCUGGUGCACCGGAGACAGAAGCUGUUGCAGUACUUGAGGAGGAAGGAGAGAGGCGGUCCCAGAUGGCAGCAUUGCAUCGAGACUCUUGGCUUGACCGAGGGUACAUGGCGGGGUGAGAUUUCGCUCUAAGUCUCGAGCAACAUUUGUAUAGUCAGCGGCAGUACCAGCACCUGUAUUCAUGCCCCAUGAACGAAUCUCCAAGGGCAACUUUGUAGCCCCUGUAUACUAGCAUUCCGCGCCUUUG